AAGUGGACUCGCCGCAGAUUCCCUCAGACUCGACACACACACACGCUUAAUAUUCCCGAUGUACUGUCCACGCCGUCCAUAAAGUGGCUACAUUUGAUUUGUCUGGACCACUUGGGGGGACGAUAAUGCUGAAUGGUCGCGCUCAUGAAAUUCACCAGAGACAUAUGUCGAUUCUUGGGGCUCUCGAGUGGUCCACCUGUGCAGCAGCAGCAGGAAGAACAGAUGGACUGUGGUGCUGCCCUCCAUGACCCAAGUGAUGAUAGUGCUUUGUUACAGGAUGGCUUAAAUGGUGAGGAGGAUCUCAGUGAGGAUGAGAAGGCCAGACAGAGAGCAGGUCGACGUAAAGCAAAGAGGAAGCGCCGUCGAAAACGUAAGAAGCAGGAGCAAAUGAAGCAAAACGAGAGUGCAGAACAGGAUGGUGGAGAUGGAGAAGCCGAGUCUGACUUGGAUGAGAGUGAAUCGGAAGCGGAAGUUAAUGCAGUAGGGGAGACACAGGUGCAAAAGGAGGAGAAAAAGUAUGCAAAGUCAGCUGCCUCAUACAAGCUUGCUACCUCUGUGCCCUCCAGAGAGCAUCACAAGACCACAAUAGCUGAAGACGAGCCUGAGUGGGAUGUGAGUAGUGCCUUCUUUGCCAACGCAGCCAGCCACAUCAAGCCCAAAGGAUCAUGCCGCAAGUCCAAAGAGAACAAAGAAAACGAGGCCAGGAAAGAGACGAACGGAACAAACAUCACAACGAAGAAAAGCACGUCACUUGCAGAAAAAGGGAUUAAGCUCGUCCAAGAAGGGCAGUACUUACAAGCAGCCGGCAUGUUUACAGAAGCCAUCAAAUGUGAUCCAAUUGAUUACAGGUUCUUUGGGAAUCGUUCUUAUUGCUACUACUGCUUGGAGCAGUACACUCAGGCCCUGGCAGAUGCUGAGCGCUCCAUCCAGCUGGCUCCAGACUGGCCCAAAGGGCACUUCCGCAAGGGAAGUGCUCUCAUGGGCAUGAAGCGGUACAGUGAUGCGCAGAAAGCUAUGGAGCAGGUGCUUAAACUGGACAAAGACUGUGAAGAGGCCGUCAAUGAUCUCUUUCACUGCAAAAUGCUGCAAUUAAUGGAUCUUGGUUUUGAUGAAAUGGACAGCGCAACAUUGCUGGAGAAAUUCUCGACAGUGCCAGAGGUUUUGGCAUAUUUCGCCGAUGCUCCCAGAGCGAGCCAAGAUCAGUCUGUUGUACUACCUGGAAGCCCUUGUCCAUCGCUGUGGGUGGGAAAUGUGACGACAGAGCUGACUGAAAAACACUUAAGGGACCUUUUUAAAAUGUAUGGUGAUAUCGAGAGUAUCCGUGUGCUGCAUGAGCGCUUUUGUGCCUUUGUCAAUUUCAAGAAUGUAAACAUGGCGGCCCGCGCCAGGGACAAACUAAAUGGUUACAUUAUUGAGAACACACGUUUGGUGGUGCGCUAUCCUGAGCGUCGCCCUCAGAGAGUCCUUCCUGCUCCACUCAGGACCUGCCUCUCUGUCACACAGCACACAGACCUCGGCGGCGAGGCCCCGUCAACGGAGACGAGUGUUACUUCUGGAGAACCACAGGCUGCCAUUUUGGAGACCAGUGUCGCUACAAACACAUUCCGGAUCAGAAAGGAAACCAGGACGUACCGGCGAAAGCACCCAGCCAGUACUGAGUGGACCAGUUUCUGUCGACAACAAAAUAACUUACUCUGGGAAAAAGUGGACCAGAAUAAUAGAAAAGGUCAGUGUCAGCACUCAAAGGCAGGAGGAGUCCAACAUGUGUCACAAUCAACUAGGAAUGUGAGGAUUUUCACCAGGGAAUGAAAAGCUUCACAUUUGCAGCCAAUGAUGACACAUGGUGACCGACCUCUGCCUUAAGGGAUAAAACCGAACCUCACAGGCCGCACGGCCAAUCAUAUGUCAACCUUCUGGUCUCUACGGCAGUGAAGACACCUUUUAGUAUGAUUCUAUUAGUUGAGAAGGUACAAAGGAGUGUUAGGACCACACUGAAGGAGAAAAAUUAUUAACAUUAUUUAUAAAGCUACUUGGAAUAAGUUGUAAUGUUACAAAAACAACGUACUAAAAUGUUGCAAUCUUCCGAUAAUAAUACGAUCAUACAAUGAUGGCUUUUUUCCUGCACUAUUGUGACGCUAUUAUCUGAAAUCAUUUUUUUAAAACAUUUUUUCCCCUAAUAUUUCAACUUUAUUUUCGUAAAAUGAAUAUAUUUUGUCUCAAAAUCAGGAGUUAAUUUUCCUCAGAUUCAAUCUUUUUUCUUGUAAUUUGAUGAGUUUGUCAAUUGUUGUAGUUUUUCAAUUUUAUUCUUGAACAUUUUGUUCUCUCUGAAUAUUACAACUUUGUUUUUGUAAAACGCCACACGCCCCCCCCCAAUAAUGCUACUUGUAAAAUACAGAUUCCCCCCCCCCCCCCCACACACACACAAUGUUAGUCUUGUGAAAUGACACCCUUUUUAUAGUAAUAUUCCAUCUUUAUUCUCCCAAAAUAGGUAUUUUAUUCAGGUAAUAUUACAAGUAUAUUCACAUACAAUGAAAACUUUUUUCCUUGUAAUGUUUCUACUUUAUUGUUUCCCCGUAAAACAGCAACCUUUUUCUUGUAACAUACAACUUUAUUCUUGUAAAUGAUCCCCUUUUUUGUAGUAAUUACAUCUAAAUUGUAUAAUACUUAAGUCCAAGAUGUUGAUAUUUUCUUCUUUUCAGUGUGGCCUUAACAAUCCUUAACAACCGUGCAGACAAGUUGAGUAGCAGUUUAUACUCGUGCGGAGCCACAAGCCAACUCACAUGAGUGAGUCCUUAAAACUGGAGUUUCAGUCUGUCAUCAUCUUGUCGUUGAUCGGAACCCCACAAACUCUCACUGGACCUUUCAGUGCCUCAUCUCUUGACUCGUAGCCUUCUUUUUCUUUUAAGGACCCGACACAGCAUUGUUCAGUGGAAAUGACACCUUUUAUCAUAACUUCAGAUCGGUCCUUCAUACUUUUUUGGAUAGUUAGCGUUGAAAACAAGGCAGUGCUUCAUCUAUGCAAAAGGAAGCGCGCACACUUAACAGCAACACACUUAACGCCACUUGUUUUUUUUUUUUUUGGCCCUGUCCUCAAAGAAGUGUUGAAAAGCAAUGUUUGUGAUAUGUCAGUAUUUCAUGGAACCAAAGAAUCUGUUGGCUCUGCAGUAAAACAGGCUUGUUAGUUCAGUAGUAUCAACACUAGAAAUGGGUGUCAUCCAAGGGGUAACAUAACGUGCAUUAAAUGGCUUACGUCAACACUACAUUCAUAAGCAAUAGUGACAGUAUUUAUUUGACUAUUUAUAACCAUUCAUCUUCUUGUUUUUGUUAUUUUUUUGUGCUGUCACAAUAGGUGGCGUCUGUAGCACGUGCAAAAACGUGCAAAUCCCUUUUUAACGUUUGCAAGCACGAUUAAUGCUAACAGUCAAUGUGACACUUUUGCUCUGUGUGGCUACAAAAAAAGGAAACAAGGAAUUGGACACCAAACUAUGAGGCUCCACUUGAUGGUUCAAAACAUUUACUUCGUUUUUUUUGGGAGGGCGGCGGGGACUUUGAAAAUACUUUUAAUGCCAGCUCCACACAUUUUUUUUUUUUAAUUGGACAUUUCCUGGCUUUGCUGUUAGCUUUUUCAGGUAUGUUUGUUUGUGUCCCAAGUGUUAUUUCAGGAGAAGGCAUUUUUAAAAUUGCAAUGCAGCACAUUAGUAACCAGAGCACUGCAUAUGUUCAUGUAUCAAAUAUUUUGUAUUUUUGUCACUGCACUGCAAUAAAGAGUGUUUUGUAUUUAAUAAAUGUUUGUUU
Dunckerocampus dactyliophorus (ringed pipefish) is the source of this 3795-nucleotide messenger RNA. RefSeq lists its product as uncharacterized. NCBI's taxonomy places the organism in Eukaryota, Metazoa, Chordata, Actinopteri, Syngnathiformes, Syngnathidae. The coding region runs from base 133 to 1809 and encodes 558 amino acids. Gene Ontology annotation, molecular function: protein binding; RNA binding; metal ion binding. The transcript has 17 exons. The record is from RefSeq and is a predicted model, not a curated record.